UGAUAGAAACAAUCAUCUCCCUUAACAGCAAGCGCGUAAUUACAAUUAUAAUAAUUAAUCACAACAAGAUAAAUCAAAUAAAUCGAUAAAAAAAUAUUAUUCAGGUCCACCAACGAGAACCCAAGUAGGAAAAAAAAUAUAUAGGAAAUUUAAUUUUAUCAAAAAGAAAAAAAGGUAGAAGAAGAAGAAGAAGGAAGAGAUUCGUCAAUCCUUAGAUUUUUGGGGGCUCAUCGUUCGCAGCUUAAUCUCUAAGGUUUUCUUUUCUUUUUUUCUCCUUUUCUUGGGGUGGAAUUUGGGAGCUGUCCAUGGAUAUUUCGAUGGGAAAAUGCGUAUUUAUGUUGAUGGUGGUGUGUGUGUUGACGGAAUCAGCGACGUCGUUGCGUUCGGAUUCUUCCUCGUCGUCGUCUGUUUGUCAGCUGGAUUUCGUAACAUUUCUUCACGAUCUCAAUUCUCAGUGCCCCUUUGCCGACCCGUUCCCUUCUUCGCCAAUUCAGGUGAAUGGAGAAGCAUUUGAUAAAGCUAUGGCCUCCAUUCGGAAGAAUGAAUAUAUGGCCGUUUUGUUUUAUGCCUCAUGGUGUCCUUUCUCAAGCAUCUUCAAGCCUAAAUUUUCUACUCUCAGUUCCAUGUAUCCUCAGAUCAAACAUGUGAUGGUCGAACAAUCUUCAGCCAUGCCUAGUGUUUUCUCUAGAUAUGGUAUUCAUAGUGUGCCCUCACUGCUGAUAGUGAAUCAGACAACACGAAUUAGGUAUCAGGGUAGCAAAGAUCUCCAGUCCCUUGUGAGUUUCUACAAAAGAACUACAGGGCUAGAUCAUAUGGCAGAUAUGGCUGAAGAAACGCAUCGUAAUGAGGAAGCCUUUCGGGUUUGGGAUUCAGCGUCGCUGAAAGAAGCCUUGUACAGGGAACCUUACCUAGUACUCUCCCUAGUAUUUGUGAUCUCGAGAGCAUUUCUGUACUUCUUUCCAGAAAUAGCAUCUGAUCUAUCGGCGCUAUGGUUGGCCUGCAUGCCUCAUCUGAAUUUGGGGAUUUUCGGGGAGUCGAGGCAGCUUCUGGGUCAUGCUCUGCAACUGAUUGACGUGAGGAGGAUUUUGAGCAAGCUAAAGAUUUGUAAAACCAGGAACUUCCAUGAAAGGGCAAGAAAUGCUCGGGUAUGGGCAUCGUCCCUCGCGUCUGUAUCCUUGGGCGAGACAUCUUCAUCGAGAGUAUUAACGUCGAGAGGCUUCGAGAACUAGGUGGCUUCUGGGAAGCUCGAGCAACUCAAUUACUGCCUCCGGCUGCAAGAAGUAAGUGAUGAUUGACUUCUACUAUACUACUUUGAUUCGGCCGUCAGCCCUCCCAAAAAUAUGAAGGAAAAAAAGAAAAGAAAAAAGACCAGAGCUCGUUUUGUUGUCCCCUCCUUUCUUUCUUUUUUCUUUUUUUUUCUUUUUGCCUUUUUCUUCUUUUUUGUUUUUGUUUAAUAUGUAGUAGUGGCUACACCCUUUUGUAUUGAGAGUAACUAAACGAUGGAAUUUGGGUUGGAAUAUGGAGAGUAGUGAGGAAUCAUGUAAAUUUGGCAAAAAUAUAUUCCUCCAUUGUAUAUCAUCAUGUAGUUCUUUGAGAAAUUAAGCUGCACUUUCAAAUUUGAA
Molecule: messenger RNA, 1622 nt
Organism: Salvia miltiorrhiza (redroot sage)
Lineage: Eukaryota; Viridiplantae; Streptophyta; Magnoliopsida; Lamiales; Lamiaceae
Product: 5'-adenylylsulfate reductase-like 5
Exons: 4
Coding region: 306-1229 (307 amino acids)
Source: RefSeq, a predicted model, not a curated record